GAUAGGCGCCGCCCGCAGCCAAUCAGCGCGCCGGGGACGCUGCGCGCUUUAAGGCCGCUGCGGGGAGAACAGAAACCAAGUUCCCCGGCAACGAGCAGCAUCAACCCGGCGGGAGGCCGGAGCCAGAGAGGCCCAAAAGGCUGCGGAGUGAGCCGACCUCUCGUUGUCCAGCGCGCCCCCUCCUCCUCCUUCCUCAGCCGCCCAGCCCUAAAUUUCGACCAGCUUUUUCGCCUACGGAAAUCCUAGGGAGGGGGUUAGGAGCAGCUGCGCCCCCCUCCCUGCGGCUGCCGCCCUCUGCUUUUUCGGCGCUGCUCCCUGCCGCGUGCGCCCGGGCAGUGCACCUCGGCAGGCCCCAGCCAUGUCGAUGCUGCCGUCGUUCGGCUUCACGCAGGAGCAAGUGGCGUGCGUGUGCGAAGUUCUGCAGCAAGGCGGGAACCUGGAGCGUCUGGGCAGGUUCCUGUGGUCGCUCCCCGCCUGCGACCACCUGCACAAGAACGAAAGCGUGCUCAAGGCCAAGGCCGUGGUUGCCUUCCACCGCGGGAACUUCCGCGAGCUCUACAAGAUCCUGGAGAGCCACCAGUUCUCGCCUCACAACCAUCCCAAGCUCCAGCAACUGUGGCUGAAGGCGCACUACGUGGAGGCCGAGAAGCUGCGCGGCAGGCCCCUGGGCGCCGUGGGCAAAUAUCGGGUGCGCCGAAAAUUCCCGCUGCCGCGCACCAUCUGGGACGGCGAGGAGACCAGCUACUGCUUCAAGGAGAAGUCGCGGGGCGUGCUGCGGGAGUGGUACGCGCACAACCCGUACCCCUCGCCUCGUGAGAAGCGGGAGCUGGCCGAGGCCACUGGGCUCACCACCACCCAGGUCAGCAACUGGUUUAAGAACCGGAGGCAAAGAGACCGGGCCGCCGAGGCCAAGGAAAGGGAGAACACCGAAAACAAUAACUCCUCCUCCAACAAGCAGAAUCAACUCUCUCCUCUGGAAGGGGGCAAGCCGCUCAUGUCCAGCUCAGAAGAAGAAUUCUCACCUCCCCAAAGUCCAGACCAGAACUCGGUACUUCUGCUGCAGGGCAAUAUGGGCCAUGCCAGGAGCUCAAACUAUUCUCUCCCUGGCUUAACCACCUCGCAGCCCAGCCACGGCCUGCAAGCCCACCAGCAUCAGCUCCAGGACUCCCUGCUGGGCCCCCUCACCUCCAGUCUGGUGGACUUGGGGUCUUAAGUGGGGAGGGACUGGGCCUGGAAGCAGUGACUAGGGACACCUGUAAAUAGAAAUCAGGAACAUUUUUGCAGCUUGUUUCUGGGGUUCUCUGUGCAUAAAGGAAUGGUGGACUUUCACAAAUAUCUUUUUAAAACUCAAAACCAACAGCAGUCUCAAGCUUAGUCACCUUCUUCUCUCCUACUCUUGCAUUUCCCAUCCCAGUGCAGAGAUCAGGGAAAAAAAAAAAAAAAAACCCAAACAAACAAAACACCCAGUCACCCAGUCUUGAUUCUGGGCAAUCCAUGUGCCAGCUUCAGUAGUCUUUCUUUUCUUUUCUUUUCUUUUUUCUUUUCUUUUCUUUUCUUUUCUUUUCUUUUCUUUUCUUUUCUUUUCUUUUCUUUCUUCCUUUCUUUCUCUAUUUUUUUCCUUCAGUGAAUGGGAAUUACAAAUCAACCGGAUUUUAAAUAUUUCCUUUUAAUUUAUUUAUGGAAAAGUCUUUUUGGGAAGAGGAAAAGGAAUUGGAGAAAGAGAGAGAGAAGUCUAAAUAGUGAAAAUAAGAGCCUCCAGCCAGGAGGAACUGGUUGCAUUCUUAAGGUGAAUAGAAAAAAAAUAUGAUCUUAUAACUUUUUGAUGGCGAAAAUUAAGUUUACAUUUUUCAUUUUUUAGUGUUAAACACUUUUAUGUAGAUUAAAAUGAAAGAACAGUAUUAGGGGGAAAAAAAACCAAGUGCCUAAAUGUCUUAAUGCUCUCUGUGUAAGGCAGUUAGAAAUAGCAGUGACCAUUAGUAAUACAACUAUUUUUGUCAAAUUUAGUGGGGUUUUGGUUGUUGUUUGUUUUCUUGGGUUUUUUUUAAUGGCAAACUUUAAAAAUGUACCAAUGUGAAAAAAACACUUUCCUGAAUGCCAUUACUUCCGUGCCCUUGAAGCUUUCAUAUCUGUAGCCUACUCCUGUUAAGGGUUUCUCUUGUUCCUAGUUUCUAGCCUGCAAAAAUAUACAACAAAUCUGACAACCUGGUAUUUGUUACUAAAACAGCAUGUGUUUUCAGGUUUCUUUUCUAUUGUACCUAAACCAGUCUAAAUUAAAACUUAGUAAGAA
Messenger RNA from Ailuropoda melanoleuca (giant panda), 2287 nucleotides. RefSeq names its product SIX homeobox 1 (gene SIX1). The record is from RefSeq and is a predicted model, not a curated record. Gene Ontology annotation, biological process: regulation of skeletal muscle cell proliferation; regulation of transcription by RNA polymerase II; skeletal muscle fiber development. Gene Ontology annotation, molecular function: RNA polymerase II cis-regulatory region sequence-specific DNA binding; DNA-binding transcription factor activity, RNA polymerase II-specific. Bases 359 to 1213 code for a protein of 284 amino acids. The transcript is spliced from 2 exons. Lineage: Eukaryota; Metazoa; Chordata; Mammalia; Carnivora; Ursidae. Gene Ontology annotation, cellular component: nucleus; transcription regulator complex.